Messenger RNA from Dendronephthya gigantea, 2037 nucleotides. RefSeq names its product F-box/LRR-repeat protein 14-like. Gene Ontology annotation, cellular component: SCF ubiquitin ligase complex. Gene Ontology annotation, biological process: SCF-dependent proteasomal ubiquitin-dependent protein catabolic process. The record is from RefSeq and is a predicted model, not a curated record. The coding region runs from base 92 to 1963 and encodes 623 amino acids. Gene Ontology annotation, molecular function: protein binding. The transcript is spliced from 2 exons. NCBI's taxonomy places the organism in Eukaryota, Metazoa, Cnidaria, Anthozoa, Malacalcyonacea, Nephtheidae.
CCCGAACAUGGUACACAAAGUUAAAAACUAAAAGUAUAGCUUGUAGAAUGGUAUUUUUUCAUCUUGUUGGAGGAAUUUGACUCCUAGAGUGAUGUCAAGUAGCACAAAUUAUCACCAAGGUCCGUUGAUCCCAGAUAUUGCUUCACAUGUCUUCAGUUUCCUUGACACACAAGGAAAGCAAAAUGUUGCUCGUGUUUGUCGCUUAUGGCGAGAUGUUGUUUACCUGCCUGUACAUUGGAAGAAUGUCAAUGUGGAAUUGCCUCCUUCGUGUUGUGAAGUUCUUGUUCAAAGUCUCGUUAAACGACGCAUAACUCGCAUUAGUUGUCCACGCAGUUCAUCUGAAGAUAUAUCAGUUGUUUUUGCAUUAUUACCUGACAUAACCUACCUGAAUGUUGGAGGUUGUCCUAGGGUCACUGAACUGCAAUUAAAACGUGAAUUUUGCCGCCUAGAGAAGUUAAAACAUUUGGUUUUCAAACGUUGUACAAGGAUUAGUGACACUUUUCUUGAAGCAUGUGCUCCAAAGUUAAAGAAUCUAAAAUCAUUGGUACUUGAAGAUUGUGAAAAUAUAACUGAGUUUGGUUUGAGGACAUUUUUAAAACAUGUUCAUGGCUUAGAAGGUCUUGAUCUAACAUGGUGUGAAAACAUGAGAGAUGUUUGUUUGCGAGAUAUUGCUUUGAACUGUACAGAACUGAAGUCCCUAGUCCUCCGUGGUUGUGAUUGGUUGUCUGCGGAUGCUAUGCACCAUCUAGUCAACCAUCUUCCUAAACUGGUUCACCUUGAUUUCCGAUGGAGUCAUGGCUUGACUGAUGCAGGAAUUAAAAUUCUUGCUGAAGGCUUGCCUAAUCUGAAAUACCUUGAUGUAAAAGAAUGUCCAUUGGUAACCAGCAAGGGUAUCAAAUAUGUUGCCGAGAACUUACAUCAGCUUGUUCAUCUGGCAUUUGGAGGAUCAGACAAUCUGAAUUUGCAAUUCUCAAGUAGUGAUGAUGAAAUUGAAGUAAUGUUCUUAGAAAUUGCAGGCAUGGUGAAGCUACAGGCAUUGCAGUUUGAUGUAGAAGGUCUGAGCGAUGUUUGCAUUAGAAAUGUUUUAAAACGGUUGCCCAACCUGACCAGUUUAGAUAUGGGUUUUGUUGAUAAUCUUACAAACACAACUGUCAAGAUAGUUGCUCAAUUUUUACCAAACUUGCUCUUCUUGUCAUUAAGCAGUCCAUUUGUGUCAGAUAUGGGAAUUACAUUCAUUGCACAAAAUUUGCAGAAGCUUGUCUCAUUAGAUCUACGGAAUUGCCCACUAACAAACAAAGGACUCGCUGAAAUUGCACCUUUUCUCAAGAACUUAAGAUCCUUGGUGCUUUCAUCCCACCAACAUGUAACAAAUAUUGGUGUGAAAUGUCUGGCUGAGAAUGCAAAGUCAUUAACAAGCCUAGAUUUAAUGGAUUGUGAUUAUGUUACUAACGCUGGAGCAUCGUUAAUUGCAAUGAGAAUGACCAAUCUUCAACAACUGAAUCUCUCCUUUUGUCACAAAAUCAGCAAUAAAGGUGUGAUAGAAAUUGCCAAGAACCUGAAGCACCUUCGCCAUUUGACUUUGGAUCAUACAAAAACAACAGACAAAGGAUUUAUUUAUGUCUCCAGAGAACUGCCUCAAUUAUUGUCUAUUGGUUUGGAAGGAUGCAAGAUUUCUGACAGAGGCCUAAAGGCAGCAUCACAGUACUUGGGUAAUCUAGAAGAAUUCAACUUUGGCUCUCAAUUGAUAACAGAUGAUGGUGUAACAUUUGCAUUAAAAUAUUGCAAAGCAUUGACUGAUUUAACAUUGACCUUUUGUCCAAAGAUAAGUAUUGUGAGUGUUGAAUAUGCUGUUCAGAAUUUGCCAUGUUUAACACAUCUUGGUAUAGAACAAUGUUCCCAAGUCUCAAUGCUUGGUAUUGAUGCCAUAAGGCAAUCCAGCAAUGUCACAAUCAGCUCAUUUUGAGUAAGAAGAUGCCUGAAAUGUUAACAUGCAGAAAUAUUCAAAUACUAUGUAAUGUUAUAGUGAAUUAUAGUGUU